Messenger RNA from Gongylonema pulchrum, 897 nucleotides. The record is from the annotation of a GenBank genome assembly. NCBI's taxonomy places the organism in Eukaryota, Metazoa, Nematoda, Chromadorea, Rhabditida, Gongylonematidae.
AUGGCAGUGUCGGCAGCAACAGGUGGGCAGAUGUGUCCCUCAAUUGCAUCGCUCGUGCAGUCACCUUUCGCCUUUCCGUUUGGCGCGGCAAAUCCGCAGUAUGCUUUUCAACAGCAAGCCGCUGCAUUUCCACAAGCUGAUGCACUGGCAUCACCGUCCGGAAUCUCGCCAUUCUUGACCGGUUUGACAACUACACUAGCUUCUGGUGCAACGAGUCCGGUAACAGCCAAUGCAGCAAUGAUCAGCGCAACAGCAGCCGCGCUUCGCUUUCCGCAUGUUGGUGUCCUCAACGUCUCCUCGGUUGUGCUUGUCUCCAACCUCGAUGAAAAUAAGGUCACGCCAGAUGCUCUCUUCACUCUUUUCGGUGUGUACGGCGAUGUGCACCGUGUAAAAAUCUUGUUCAAUAAGAAGGAUAAUGCACUGAUCCAGUAUGCUGAACCGCAGCAGGCACAACUCGCAAUUCAACAUCUGGAUAAGGUUCGCUGGCAUGACAAGCAGAUUCGCGUCGCUACUUCCAAGCACAACAAUGUUCAGAUGCCUAAAGAAGGACAACCAGACGCUGGUUUAACUCGUGAUUAUUCGCAGUCACCGUUGCAUCGCUUCAAGAAGCCGGGCAGUAAGAAUUAUCUGAAUAUAUAUCCUCCGAGCGCCACACUGCACCUCUCCAAUAUUCCUCCAAAUAUUACCGAAGAAUUCCUUACCAGUGCUUUCGAGCAACGUGGCUUCAUUCCCAAAGGCUUUAAAUUUUUCCCGUUCGUUCUACCAAAGGACCACAAAAUGGCUCUACUGCAACUGAAUGAUGUGGAAACGGCGAUCGACGCACUCAUUGAGAUGCAUAAUUUCAAAUUAGCCGAAAAUGCGCAUCUUCGGGUAUCAUUCUCCAAAAGUGGUAUAUGA